Molecule: messenger RNA, 2083 nt
Organism: Aegilops tauschii subsp. strangulata
Lineage: Eukaryota; Viridiplantae; Streptophyta; Magnoliopsida; Poales; Poaceae
Source: RefSeq, a predicted model, not a curated record
UAGACCCACGCUUUCCCCCACAAAUGAAGCGGCUUUCUUAAACUCGAGGGAAGAGAAGCGCCGCUGCCGCCGCGGGGGGAGAUGGCCCCCGCCGCAGCCGCCGCGCCGGCGCCGGCCGCCACCGCCUGCUCCUCGUCGGCGAGCUCCGCGCGCCCGCCCUCCACCGCCUCCUCCUCCUCCCAGUCGUCGCCCAGGCGCGCGGUCCCGGCGCUCCUCCUCUUCACCUCCCUCGCCGCCCUCCUCAUCCUCUCCUCCGGCGAGGCCCACGACGCCGACGCCGACGCCGCGUCCGGCCGCCCCCUCAAAGAUGUCAGCUUGGAAAAUCCGGAGGUGACUUUUGCUCCCUCAUCCAUGGGUGGAAUCUUUUGUGAGCGAAUCCGCAUUUCUGGAAUGCCAAGGUGGCAGUUUCAAAGCUACGCAAAUCAAAUACAUGUUAGAAUGAAUGUUUCUCAUUCAAUGCCAGAAAAGUUCCAUUGGAAAAUACAGAUUUGCUUUCAUGGGAAUGCUUCUACGGGUCUGUGCCAAUGUGAGAUGGGUGAAUGGCAAGUUCUGCAAGGUGGCAUGUGGAACGCAGUGAAGUCUCCAUAUGUCAGCAGAUAUGUUGAUGUGAAACUGACUGAUAAGAAAUCUACUGUCUUCAGCCUUUCCAUUCAGGAAGAGCUUCAGAAGUGGCGUUUAGCUUGCCUUGGUAUUGGAUUUGUCCUGUUAUUCCUGUCACCCAUCGUUAGUAAAUGGGCACCUUUUUACUAUAGCAGCUCUAUGGCACUUGGAAUCCUGCUUGUGGUGCUGAUUGUCCUUUUCCAGGGGAUGAAACUGCUACCAAUGGGCAAAAAAGGUUUAUUUUACCUUACAAUUUAUGGAUCUGUGUUGGGUGUUGGCUCCUACGCUGCACACUACUUCUCCUCAAUGGUUGCCUCUAUUCUGGAAAACUUUGGCUUGAGUGAGGAGAUGCACAACCCUGUGUCAAUCUUUCUGCUGGUAGCAGUUGUCUUGACUGGAGCUGGUUUUGGCUAUUGGAUGGUGAGGAGAUUUAUCAUUUCAAAAGAUGGCAGUGUUGAUGCCGGGAUAGCACAGUUUGUGAAGUGGGCUAUGCGUGUUGUUUCAAUGUUCUUUGUUAUGCAGAGCACACUGGACCCUAUUCUAGCAUCGGCUGCUCUAGCUGCUAGCUGGUGGAUUUGCUCUGUACUGACAGCAAAGAAAGUUCACAAGCCAACAGCACCGAAGCGAAAACAAUCAAAUGUUCCUUCUCAUCCAAGGUUUACUCAAGUAUCACCCAACACUCGCCAGGUCCAGUUCUUAAGUCCAUCAUCAGGGGCGGGUACUGGAAGAGCCACAACAACACAGUAUGGUUGGAACAAUUUAGCCAAUGGAGGUCUGGUCCCGUCAGCACUAGGAAAGAGGGUAGCACCCAAUCAAGAUGAAGACUACUACUCCACCUUCCACAACAUCGAACCACGGAGAUACUCAAAGAGAGAAUGGGAGGAGUUCACCGAGGAAUCGACCAGAAACGCACUGAUGGAACACACAGCCACCCCAGAGUUCGCCCAAUGGGCUGCUGACAAUGCUCACCGGUUGCGGGUGGAGCGGGACGACGCCUCCGAGGACGAGUCGAUCGAGAGCUCCUCAAGCUCUUCCGAAGAAGCCGAGAAAAGCGGAAAAGCUUCCGGUCUGUUGAGCAGGUUUAUGUGAUACCCUCACCGACUAAAACCGUAGGGAGCUCGGCGUGCUGCUUUUGCGGACGAUUCCAUAAGGUAGGAUUGGAAACUUGGUAGCGGUAGGGGGUGGAAGUUCAUCGUUUCCACAUGGUUCGCCAUUGCAGCAGAAUGCUUGGUGACUGUAGGCUAGUAGCUGGUUAACCACCAUCAUCCGUCUCAAUUCAACUAAUGUUAGGUUUAGCUGGCAGAUUGCCAUCCAUGGAUCUUUAGAUUUUAGUCGAUGCAUCAGGGGAUGUCGACCGGCGUCGGUUCCGCGCCAUUCGAUGGAUUAGGGACAGUCGAUCCUGUUGGGAUCUUGCCAUUGUCUUGUUGAACAUCUCCUGUUCCAUUCUCAGGUGUGGCAUUUCAAGGAUCUUUAUCUCUUGUUA